CGAGCGCGUUCAGUGUUCAGCAGCGCUGAUCCGGUUCAUCUUUCACCAUUUGCAGCAUGACGGGAUAGUAAAGGAACUAUUUUAUUUUACUUUUUAUCCAAACGCUGAGGAAACUUUACGAGAAAUCGUCUCACUGUUGCUUUCCGAGUUUUUAAGUCGUCGAAAGCAGUGAAGAAAAUGUUCAACAACAGAGAUCGCUGGAGGGUGUACAAGAAGAUGAGCAUCAUGUUCCUCCUCGCUGUAGUGGCGCUGACUGUUCUCCAGAAAGGCACUAUCAAUAUGGUGGGUUCAUUUGAUCUCCAGAGGCACAGUGGCAUGGAUGGAUCAGAGGGGGCUGAUUUUGGGGCUACGCAAGCAGAUAAUAAGGACUCGUACAAUAUUUUGAAGGGCUUCUGGAAAAUGAAUCAAACACAUCCUCCCCAUAAAACCUUGGUCACCUCAAAAGAGCUCAAAGUUACUGCAGGAAGGAGGGCCACAACCUGGGAUAUAACAAGCACCAACUGUAGCGCCAACCUCAACCUAUCCAGUCAGGAGUGGUUCAAAGGCCUGGAGGACAAUUUCAAGCAAUUCUUGCUUUAUCGACACUGCAGAUACUUCCCCAUAAUUUACAACCACCCAGAGGCGUGCAACGGGGAGAUAAACUUGCUGAUGGUAAUUAAGUCAGUUGCCACACAGCAUGACCGCAGGGAGGUCAUUCGGAAGACCUGGGGUAAAGAGCAGGUGAUUAAGGGCAAGAGGAUAAAGACUCUGUUCCUUCUUGGCAGACCGUCUCAUGACGUAGAGAAAGUGAACCAUCAGAAACUUGUCGAGUUUGAGAAUCAGAUUUAUGGAGAUAUUCUUCAGUGGGACUUCCUGGAUAGUUUCUUCAAUCUCACAUUAAAAGAGAUUCACUUCCUUAAGUGGUUCGACAUUUACUGCCCUGGUGUCCACUACAUCUUCAAGGGGGACGAUGAUGUUUUUGUCAACGUAGACAACAUCUUUGAGUUCCUCGAAAACAGCAAACAAGAAAAGAACAUGUUCGUGGGUGAUGUCCUUUUCAAGGCAAAGCCAAUUCGCAAAAAAGAGAACAAGUACUAUAUACCACAAACCUUGUAUAAUAAAACACUAUACCCACCCUACGCAGGUGGAGGGGGUUUCCUGAUGGAUGGCAGCCUUGCGAGAAAACUCUACUGGGCAGCAGACACCUUGGAACUGUACCCCAUCGAUGAUGUCUUUUUAGGCAUGUGUCUGGAGGUGCUUCACGUCACUCCUAUAAGGCAUGAAGCCUUUAAGACGUUUGGCCUAGUGAAAAACAAGACCAGUAAAUUGAACCGGGAACCUUGUUUCUUCAAGGAUAUGAUUGUGGUUCACAAGCUGCUCCCAUCAGAGCUAAAGUUGAUGUGGAACCUGUUAAAGAGUGACCUGGUUUGUGCACAAAAAGCUGCAAUCCUAUAGCAGAUGAGAGACAUUGAGGAGGGGUAGUGCCACCAGUUGUGGCUAACACUCUUGCUUAGUGUGAAGAGGACGUGCAGCACAGUACAAGACUUUUUUUGUGGGGACAGACAUGACAGGUUUUCUGUGCUGUUUCACUUUUGGAAACUCCCUCUAUCUGCCUAAAAAUGUAUUUAAAGCGGCAUUGUGAAGAAACUCUGUCAUCAUGCAGAGUCAGAGAAAUUUCCUCUACCUCUGUGACAGGGUGAACAAAUAUGUGAUUACUGAGGAUCUUUUCCUCUUCUUCAAAAAAUAUAAACAUAAUGAAAACAUUGCCUGGCUGUGCAGUACAGGUUUAUUUAACUUUCAUAACCACAGAGGUCCUUGCACUCCUUUGUGUGUCUGACUUGAUUUGAACUAAAACCACUAGACUACUACUGCAAAACAUUGUUGUUCUAUCAAAUAAUUGUGUAUAUACUGUCCAUAUAUAGAGGUGAAUGUGCUAUCAUACUUGAGUGGACAUUUUGGUAGUUUUGCAAACACACUGUGAACUAGGACUUUUGCCGGUACGAGAAUAAGACAUGGUUAUUUAAAAGCCCCCAAUUGAAGAGGGGGCAUAUGUGGAUGUUGUGUCUAAUUUAAGCAAAUGAAUUGUUGCUGGUGUUGAGAUGAUGAUCACUGUAUUUCUAGGCGAUGUAUAUAUGUGUACAUAGGAUAUGAUGUGUAAAUAAACCAAUUUAAAAAAUG
Molecule: messenger RNA, 2157 nt
Organism: Cynoglossus semilaevis (tongue sole)
Lineage: Eukaryota; Metazoa; Chordata; Actinopteri; Pleuronectiformes; Cynoglossidae
Gene: b3gnt7
Product: UDP-GlcNAc:betaGal beta-1,3-N-acetylglucosaminyltransferase 7
Exons: 2
Coding region: 178-1434 (418 amino acids)
Biological process (GO): poly-N-acetyllactosamine biosynthetic process; protein O-linked glycosylation
Cellular component (GO): Golgi membrane
Molecular function (GO): hexosyltransferase activity; UDP-glycosyltransferase activity
Source: RefSeq, a predicted model, not a curated record